AUGGAUCUGAAGAAUGAAAAAUAUAAUGAAUCAUUAACCUAAAUUGAGUUGACUGUUGAGACAAUUACAAACAUUCUUUAUAAUUACGAAUUUUUUAAGAGAAUAUCAGGAUUUUUAAGUUUAAAGGAUGUUUUAACUCUUGGAUAAAGCUGUCGUAUUUUAAAUGAAAUCGUUGAGGUUAUAUGUGAAUAAUUAACAUAUAGAAACAUAAAGAAUUCUUUGGAGAGAUCUAUUAUAAAUUAUUUCUUCAUGAAUAACUUGAAAUGACUCUUGAGUUAAACUACCCAGACAUACAAAAAAGAAGGUAGAUUAGAUUAUAGAAUUUUGACAAUUCUUGUUUUGAUUGGAAGAAUUAACUUAAAAAAAUGAUACUAACUAAGUAAAUUAGAGUUUAAAUAAUUAAUAGAUAGACUUUAAAAUUUCCAUUUAUCCUUUGUGAUGCUGUGUUUCCCAAACCUAUCUUAAAGAGAGAAACUAUAGGGAUACAUUGUGAAUCUGAGUUUCAAAUUAUGUUAGCUUAACGUUUAGAACUAGAACAAAAAGGAUUUGAUAAGUUGUUUGACUUUUAAUUUAUUUAGAAUGAAGUAAUUAUAUAAUAUAAUCUAAUCCUGUAGUUGAUGAAUGAGUUAAAAUAAAAUAAAUUGUAAAUAUUGGCUGAAAUCUAAUAUAAGUUACAACAUAAUGAAAAACUUAAAAAAUAAUUUUUAUAGUAUAGAUGGUGUUUGUAAGAGGAAUCAUAUGAAUUUCAACAAUUAUAUGUAUAAAAAAUGGAUGUAGUAAAUGAAGAAUUUGAAUAAUAAUUGGAACCAUAGAAUGAAGAAUAAAUUUGCAUUUUAAAUUUAAUGGAGGAAUUUUAUACUUCUUUGGAAUGUUAUUUGGAAGGAUUAUAAUAGUAUUUUAGUGUAUUUAUAAAUGCUAAUACCAUAAACAGUAUUGAUUUGCUUAGUGAAUAUGUAAUGUAUUGGUAAGCUUAUAGUAAUGCCAUUAUGGAUUUAUCAACAAUAAUCUUUCCAUUUGAGAAUAUUAUAAAUGAGUUACAUCAAAAUCUAUUCUCAAAAUAUCCUUAAUAUCCAAAGUUUUCAAUUUGGAGGGUGAUGACUAAAAUGUGGAUUAAAUAUGUAAACUUCAAAUUAAUCAAAAGAUAAUUAGAAAUGAAUAACUCUAAGCUAUUUUAAUACAAUGUUUUUUACGUUUACUCUCAGCUCAAAGACAAUAAAUGUUCAAAAAGGAAUUUGAUUAAGGAGUCAAUGAUGAUCUAGAAAGUACUUAAUCAUUUUAAAUUACUUAUGAAAUCUAUGAUAAUUUCUUAUUGAAAUAAAGAAAUAGUUGUAGAGAUUAAUAUUAAAUUGAUACUUCACAUCAAGUUUAUACUGAAAUAGUAGAUCUAUUAAGAAAUUUUAUUAGAUGCAUUUAAGAUAUAUCAAUUAGUGAGGUUAAUCAGUCUAAUUAAUAAUUUAGGUUUCUGUUCAUUGGGUAGGUCAUAAAGAUUGUUGUUAUGAAGAAUUUUAUGAAUAGUUGAGUGAGAAAAUAUAAUAUGAAACCAGUUUUUAUUAUGAUGAGAGCAGAUAAGUAUUUGGAUCAAAUAUUAUAUCUUUUAUCGAGUUUAUUAAGUUUGAUAAGGAGUAAAUUAAUAAUUAAUUAAACCAUUUAUUAGAUUUUUAUAGUAAAUUGUACCUGAACCUCUUAUGUUCAAAAUUGAAAAUCUUUAGAGAGAACACAUUUAUACAUCUUUAUAUUAUUUUUUAGAAGUUUCCUAUUUAUAGAAAUUUGUAUAAACCAAUAAGGAACAAAUCAUUCAAGUUUACAAAACUUCUAAACCUAAAUCUCCAAAAUAAGAGCGUAUAUCAAUAACAUCAUCUUAAAAUAAUGAACAUCUUGAAACAUAAGGAGAUUCUAAUUUAAAUGAUGCUCAAAAAUUCUUUAAUUUAUGUUUAGAAAAUAGCAAUUUAGAUUUGGAGGAUCUAUUAAUCAAAGAGAAAAAUAAACAUUCUUAAGAUCCUUUAUUAGAAAUCAUCAAAGUUGCACUUUCUCAAAUGAAUCUUGAAUAAUUGGCAGUCUUUGAUGAUACAUACUAAUUUGGGAAUUCAUAAGAAUAUCUUGAUUUUAAUAGACCUCCAAGAAUACAUAGAGCAUUUUCAAAUACAAAAUGUAAUUAAUUUAAUAUAUAAAAAAAUAAGUGAAUGCAGAAUAAACUGAAGUUCCAGAAGAAAUUAUUAAAGCUGCAAAAUAAUAUUUAUUAUCCGAACUUUAAUUUUCUAAACUAUAUCAAGUAUUCACUGAAUAUUCCAAUUAUUAUGAUAAAAUGCUAAUAUAAGUUGUAACUAGAGAUAGAGAUGUUGAAUUAAUAAAUAAUGACAGAGAAGUUCCUAGAGUAAAAUUUAUUAAUUUAAUUAUAGAUCUUACCUGAAUAUCUUUAAAGUUUUUAUUAUGUUUCUAAAUUCUUGACUAAUUCUUUACUAGAGGAAAAUAUUGUUGAGGAUCAAGAAGAUGAAUUUGAAGAUCUAGAUUUACCUCCAAGCCUCUCAAAAAAUUCAUCAAAAAAAUUGAAAAGUAUUUUAAUAAUUUUUAAAUAGAAAAUUCCAAUUAAAUUGAAUAUUAUUACUCAGAAGAAGAAGAUGAAAUUAGCUACAACGAUGGUGCUUGA
This is a messenger RNA of Paramecium primaurelia, 2644 nucleotides long. Lineage: Eukaryota; Ciliophora; Oligohymenophorea; Peniculida; Parameciidae. The record is from the annotation of a GenBank genome assembly.